Olea europaea var. sylvestris is the source of this 1226-nucleotide messenger RNA. RefSeq names its product photosynthetic NDH subunit of lumenal location 5, chloroplastic. Lineage: Eukaryota; Viridiplantae; Streptophyta; Magnoliopsida; Lamiales; Oleaceae. Bases 161 to 916 code for a protein of 251 amino acids. The record is from RefSeq and is a predicted model, not a curated record. Gene Ontology annotation, molecular function: peptidyl-prolyl cis-trans isomerase activity. The transcript has 7 exons. Gene Ontology annotation, biological process: protein peptidyl-prolyl isomerization; protein folding.
CAAAACCAAAAGGAUAUUCGAAGGACUCAAUUGUCAUUAUAACAAAUAUUGAAAUCCAACACUGAUCCAGUCAGUCAAUCUUGUCAUCUCCGUCACCAACUACCGCUCACAAAAACCCUCAAUACUCUGAAACACCAUCCACACACACAGACUCAUAAGAAUGGCGGUGACAUAUGCAGCUUUACCAAAUAUUAGCUCAAUUUCAGCUCCACGAAGCUUCAAUUCUACCAAAACAACAAAAUCCGUUUGCUCUUUUUCAUCUUUGAAGCUUCAGAAAUCUGCAUUAUCUUCGACCUUUUUAUCCGAUUCGUUAUGUCUCUCUUCUUACCCGGUUCAGAACACAACCAGCAGCCGAUUUUCCCCCGUUCGAGCCAUGGCUGAGGAAGCAUCACUGCAAUCAAAAGUGACUCAAAAAGUCUAUUUUGAUAUAGGCAUUGGAAAUCCUGUAGGAAAGCUCGUAGGAAGAAUUGUAAUUGGACUGUAUGGUGAUGACGUGCCCCAAACUGCUGAGAAUUUCCGUGCUUUAUGCACAGGAGAAAAGGGCUUUGGCUACAAGGGCUCUAGCUUCCAUCGCGUUAUAAAGGAUUUUAUGAUUCAAGGAGGAGACUUUGACAAAGGAAAUGGAACGGGCGGUAAAAGCAUUUAUGGUCGUACAUUCAAAGAUGAAAACUUCAAGCUGACUCAUACUGGACCUGGAAUUGUUAGCAUGGCAAAUGCUGGCCCCAAUACCAAUGGAAGCCAAUUUUUCAUUUGCACUGUCAAGACACCAUGGCUUGAUCAGAGACACGUCGUUUUUGGACAAGUUUUGGAGGGUAUGGACAUUGUAAAGCUGAUUGAGUCGCAAGAGACUGACAGAGGUGAUCGUCCCGUAAAAAGGGUUGUCAUAAAUGACUGUGGUGAGCUUCCAAUGGUUUGAGGUGGAAAUUUAUGGUUCAAGUAUUUCAAAAUCUCCAAUUUUCAUUUUCCCUUCAAGUUUCGCGCUCUUCCCUGCUAUAGAGGGCUGUUCGGGAACAAUGUCCGAUUCUGAGCUGUAACUUUUUUGUAUUCUAAGACGAGUAAGCGCGAAAAGUGGAAGCUAUGAUUAUUUCGCUGUACUUUAUGAUAUAUUCAAUCUGAGUACAAUUUGAGGUGAGGUACAUGGUAAUGCCAGUACACUUCUCAUUGAUGUUUGUUACAUGAAGAUAAUGAUGCUAAUGACAGGUUGCUGCAUGGUUAGUAAAUUGAAA